GCCGCCUGGCGUCCUCGCUCCCGGGGCGUCGCCCCGCGUGCGCUGGAGUCACCGAGGCCACCCUUGGCACCGGAAGUGACCCUGGCGGGUCUGCCUUCAAAUUGUGGGCUACUUGAAACAGCAUCUGGGGCUCGUGACGGUUGGACCGGGCAGUGCUGGGUCCGUGAGCACAGAGCAGGGUGGUUGGGGCAGGACAGGACAGGGCCCUCCUUCCUCGGUGCCCGGAGCCCCGCUCGGCCCUCCCCCUUCGCCCGGCAGUGGGCGGUUUCCCGAGAGCCUCUGCGCCACAGCUUGUAAUUGAGCAUGAGUCUUCUUAUGAUUAGUGAGAAUGUAAAGUUGGCCCGUGAAUAUGCAUUGCUGGGAAAUUACGACUCUGCAAUGGUCUAUUACCAGGGAGUUCUUGACCAAAUGAACAAGUAUCUGUACUCAGUCAAAGAUACAUACCUCCAGCAGAAAUGGCAACAGGUUUGGCAGGAAAUAAACGUGGAAGCGAAACACGUUAAGGAUAUCAUGAAAACAUUAGAGAGCUUUAAACUAGACAGCACUCCAUUAAAAGCUGCACAACACGAGCUUCCAGCAUCUGAGGGAGAAGUCUGGUCCUUGCCCGUACCUGCCGAACGAAGACCAUCACCAGGACCUAGGAAACGCCAGUCUUCUCAGUACAGCGACCCUAAACCACAGGGUAACCGCCCAAGUACAGCUGUCAGAGUUCACCGUCCAUCCACACACAAUCUUCACAAUGACAGAGGGAAAGCUGUUCGUAGUCGGGAAAAGAAAGAACAGAAUAAAGGAAGAGAGGAAAAGAACAAAUCACCUGCUGCAGCUACAGAACCAGAGACAAAUAAAUUUGAUAGUACCGGGUAUGAUAAGGACUUAGUAGAAGCUUUGGAAAGGGAUAUAAUUUCUCAGAAUCCCAAUGUUCGAUGGGAUGAUAUUGCUGAUUUAGUAGAAGCUAAAAAGUUGCUUAAGGAAGCUGUGGUGUUACCAAUGUGGAUGCCAGAAUUCUUUAAAGGCAUUAGGAGGCCAUGGAAAGGAGUGUUAAUGGUGGGCCCCCCUGGCACAGGAAAGACCCUCCUUGCUAAAGCAGUAGCAACGGAAUGUAAGACAACAUUCUUCAAUGUCUCUUCAUCAACUCUGACUUCCAAAUACAGAGGAGAGUCUGAGAAGCUUGUUCGUCUUCUGUUCGAAAUGGCUCGAUUUUACUCUCCAGCUACUAUAUUUAUUGAUGAGAUAGACUCCAUCUGCAGCCGCAGAGGGACUUCUGAAGAGCACGAGGCAAGCAGAAGGGUGAAGGCCGAGCUGCUGGUUCAGAUGGACGGUGUUGGAGGUGCUUCUGAAAAUGAUGACCCUUCCAAAAUGGUUAUGGUUCUGGCAGCUACUAAUUUUCCCUGGGAUAUCGAUGAGGCUUUAAGACGACGUCUUGAGAAAAGAAUCUAUAUUCCAUUACCAUCAGCAAAAGGCAGGGAGGAGCUAUUACGAAUAAGUCUCCGUGAGCUGGAAUUGGCUGAUGAUGUUGACCUUGCAAGUAUAGCAGAAAACAUGGAGGGUUAUUCAGGUGCGGACAUUACCAACGUGUGCAGGGAUGCAUCCUUGAUGGCAAUGAGAAGGCGUAUUGAAGGUUUGACCCCGGAAGAAAUCAGAAAUCUUUCAAGAGAAGAAAUGCACAUGCCUACAACUAUGGAGGAUUUUGAAAUGGCUUUAAAAAAGGUUUCAAAGUCAGUGUCUGCUGCAGACAUUGAAAGAUAUGAGAAAUGGAUAUUUGAGUUUGGAUCAUGCUAAAUUCUCACAUGUAAACUGUGAGCAACCUUGCAUUAAGUGUUUGAAUAAUUAAAUGUAGUAUUGCACCAAGCGCUAUAUUUUUUUAAACUUUCGUUAUGGUAAGAGUGAAAAAAAGUAUGAUUCUGAAUAAAGGCAAUUUUUUCAAGUUA
Molecule: messenger RNA, 1928 nt
Organism: Cervus elaphus (red deer)
Lineage: Eukaryota; Metazoa; Chordata; Mammalia; Artiodactyla; Cervidae
Gene: KATNA1
Product: katanin catalytic subunit A1
Exons: 11
Coding region: 304-1779 (491 amino acids)
Biological process (GO): microtubule severing
Cellular component (GO): microtubule cytoskeleton
Molecular function (GO): ATP hydrolysis activity; ATP binding; microtubule severing ATPase activity
Source: RefSeq, a predicted model, not a curated record